Molecule: messenger RNA, 369 nt
Organism: Haemonchus placei
Lineage: Eukaryota; Metazoa; Nematoda; Chromadorea; Rhabditida; Trichostrongylidae
Source: the annotation of a GenBank genome assembly
AUGACGAGCAGAAGCUACAGGGACAUGAUGGUGAAUGAUGUGCUGCCUUGGGCACAGCAGAACAUGUCUAAUGGUUGGAUUCUGCAGCAAGAUAACGAUCCAAAGCACACAUCGGGUAUCAUGAAGGCGGCAUUUGAUGAGCAAAAUGUCAGACUUCACGACUGGCCAAGCCAGUCUCCAGACCUAAAUCCUAUAGAGCACGUAUGGGAAGAGCUUGGUAGGCUGUGUUCCAAGAGGCCAGCCAGAAAUAAGAAUGAGAAAUUUGCUCAGUUGGUUAGAAAGUGGAAUGCAAUACCGUCGACUUUCAUGCAGAGACUCAUCGAUUCAAUGCCUUCUCGCUGUGACGCUGUAAUCAAGAAUCACGGUUAA